Molecule: messenger RNA, 2875 nt
Organism: Hydractinia symbiolongicarpus
Lineage: Eukaryota; Metazoa; Cnidaria; Hydrozoa; Anthoathecata; Hydractiniidae
Exons: 5
Coding region: 1384-2730 (448 amino acids)
Source: RefSeq, a predicted model, not a curated record
UUCUAAAAUAUUAUAGAGCGAUAAAAAAAGUUAAUAAAGGUGAUUACGUAACAGUCACUCCUUCAUGAUUGAUUUUGUUUAAAAAGUAUAGAGAACAUUAAAGUUGAUCCCUUUCCUUCAUGCUGACACUCUUAUGCUCGUCUAGUGCAUUACACUGAGACUUUAACGUAAGCCGGAGGACCAUUUGCAACCAUGCCACAAGUCAGUCCAACCUUCAUUGUCACAGAGAAUACUGCAAGAAGAGUGCGCACCCAUACAAGUUAAAUAUAACCAGAACAUGGGAAAGGUUAUGAGUGUCCUGUACAUUAUUACAGCUUUCGGAAGAAUGUUCUUGUGAUGUAAUACCAAAAAAAAAAAAACAUUUUGAAUAAUCAAAACUUUCUAGAAAUAUAUUUAAUGCCAAAAACAUAUAGCAAAUGAGCCAACACAUCAUCGCGUUUAACGUGUUUUGAACUUUGCACUCGUGGUUAAUACAAAAUUUUGUUCAUACACAAGAGUGCACAAAUCAAAAUUUACUUUUGAUAUUUCUUUCAAUCAUAUUUUUCUUUGAAGUCAUCAUUUCUAUACAGCUAAAUAACAUAUAACGUUGUGGUAAACAAAAAUAUGCAAAUAUUUACAUCGCACUUGUAAAUUUUGCGUACAAGUGUGAUUUUUUGCACACCAUAGCACUGGUAAUUUUUUUAGCGGAUGCUCUUUGUAGCUAUGGCAUAGUUUUUGCAAGAAAUUGCCCGGUUUUAUAUGUUCUUUAUUUUGUUUUAUUGACCUCUUUCUUGAUUCACACAUUUUAAUAUGCUCCUUUAACCAUUAACAUUAGGUAGGAAUAUUGCAUGCAUAUUAGUAAGCAUGUUGUAAUGCUGUUAUUUUUAUGGGUUUUUAAUGACAAAAAUAAUUCUAGUUUGUUUGACUGACGUAUGCUGCAAUGAACUUGUUUUCCUUCUGACAAAACAAUACAUGCAAAACAGAAAAAUCAAAGAUUUUGGUGACUGGUUGAACAUACUUUGCUACCAAAAAUGUGAAUUGAUUAUUCUACUUUUGAUUGCAAAGUUCUAGUCAAAAUGUGGAACAUCAUUUUCUUUAGUUAAGACCUAGCUUCAUGUACAGGUCUGUUAUUAAAAUGUUGAGAUUCCAAAAAAAGGCCUAACAUUAUCUGUGAUAAUGUUAUACUGAAGAAUUCAUGAUAAAAAGAUUUUUGCACAAUGAAGUAAAUUGUUUCCCUUUUUGUUGCUAAAGAAACCAAGGUUAGUUUGUUUACUUGUGUGUUUCACCUCUGAUAUUGAAAGACGAUAUUUUUAAACUGUAUUGUUGUUUUGUAGUUGACAAGAAAUAACAAAACUUCUACGAACGGAUGAGAAAUUGUUGUAAAUUUUCAAAGAAAAAGUUGAGAUGAUGCUGAUAAACACAAUAUAUUUGUUCUCUGUCGUUAAUAUCAUUGUUUCCAGAGAUGUACAAAGAGCUAAUUAUAAAGACACAAUUUCUGUUAGUUACAGUAACAGCGACUGCCCUGGCUUUAACAGUAUAUGGGGUAUGAAUAAUACAUGCACGUGUGGUCUUGAUAAAGCCUACACUUUUAUGUCAGCAUUUCCAAAUGGUCCUCCUACAUGUGUUAAACUUUAUAUGGAUCCUUUUGAUAUAAAUUCAUUAUAUCCUGGGAUAACAACAACAACAACAAAAACAACAACAACAACAAAAACAAACAAACCUAGCACUACAAAAAAUAUCCCAAGUAAACCAUCAACCACUAAGAAAAUAGAAACUACUGAAAAGGCAACCACAACUGAAAAAAUAACCACAACUGAAAAAGUAGCUACCACUCGAGAAGUAGCUACCGCAACAAAGUCUCAACCUUUAACAAAUAAAAUAACAGAUAUUUCUACAACAACUUCAAAAACUACUUCUGUUUGGUCAAAGCGAACAACAAAACCCCAAUUCACAUAUUCGACAUCGAUUUCUUCUGUUGCUAAUAAAUCAAAACAAAAUGAUGAUUCUGGUUGGAAGACUGUAUCUAUUAUCAUGACUACAGUUGCUGUGUUGGUUUCUUUGGUAACUAUUAUCAUUGUGGUUUAUGUGUGUAGAAAGAGGUUGAGAGGCAAAAAAGACCAAACCUGUAAUGAUGUUCCAAUGAAAAUCAAAUCAAAUCAUGCAACUAAUAACAGCAACAACUAUGAUCAAUUUGAGCAGGAUACGUACCUAUGCCCUGUUGACACGUUAAAUCAAAUGAAAAAUAAUUAUAAUUCAAAGGACUUACCCAAUCCCAUUUACAAAGAGAUUGAGCAUCCAUCUCAUUACACCAGUAUACCACCAACCUCAACAGAUGUUGCAUAUGCAGAAUUAACAAAUAACAGACGCGAAACAAUGUUGUCUACAACUAGCUCUACCUGUGGUUUAAUAACAGACACUGGAGACAGUUAUGCACCCCUUGGUGUUCAGCGUAGUGAACCAUAUACAGUUUUAAACUCUAUUCAUGAGAAUUACCAGCCUGUUGGAAAAGUUUCGGAUUAUAUUUACGCAGGAUUAAACAAGAAAGAUGUAUAUGCUGAACCCGUUUAUCGUGAGAUUGAACCUGAUGUUCCAACUGAUCCUGUUUAUCAAGGUGUUGAUAAUCCGAACUUUUAUACUGAAAACCGUAAUAACCUUCCGUUACAUAAUAAAACAGCUGUGAACAAUGACGCAUAUGAAUACGCAGCUCAUAAAAAUGAUGAAAAUUUUUAUCACGAAUUAGCGAAGCCUUAAUUUUUUUCAAAAAACACCUGGUAUUGUUAAAGCCGAAGUUCAUUAGAUUCUUGGUCAUGUAUAUUAGAGUAGAGUUUAGAUGUAGCAUUUUAUCUUGUAUUAGUAUCCUUGUAGGAGACAAUAACGAACUUUACUUGUUACGUUA